AGUAUGGCCAGAUAGGGACAGGGACCCAUUCGUAAAUUCCGUAUAAACGUCGUUUCUGCGAACAUGCAGCGAUCACUUCGAAAUAGGCGGGAUCGUCCGCGGGCGGACCAACGCGAUGUCGACCCAGUACGUGAACCCUUCAUCCCGGCAUUGGCACCGGCCCCGCCGGCCAAUGCCCCAAUUCCGGCGGAACCAGUACCCAAUCCACCCGUUGUUCCACCGUGUCCGCCCGUUUUAGCACCCAUACUCCCCGCUCUACCGCCCGUUUUCGGUCCCCCUCCAGCAAGACAGAAAGACCCCCCUUUGUUCCGGGGAACGCGGGAAGAGGAUGUAGUCAGUUGGAUGUUCCGUUUCGUUCAAGUGGCCGACUACAACCAGUGGACUGCUGAGCAGCGGCUACGGAUUAUAGGCAUGAGCUUUGAGGGAGUGGCCCAAAAAUGGUAUUAUGGGUUGAUGCUUAGGGAAAGGCCCCCCGACACCUUCGAAGCGCUGCAAACUGAACUCUUCCGUGCGUUUAAACCAGUAAACUACGAGGACCAUUUGGAAAUUAGGCUUCGCUCGAGGCAACAAGGGGUAGCUGAACCGUUCACAGAUUACUUCCACGACGUUCUAUACAUGUGUUCCAGGAUUGAACCCAACAUGAGCGACCGAGUUAGAAUUCAACACCUAUACCGUGGGCUCCCACCAGCUACCGUUAGGGGAAUCUAUCGGUUCAUCACCCCGACAAGCACCACCGAAGAGUUUUUUCGAGAGGUACAGGUAUUUUUACAAGGGGAAGACAUGGCUUCGCGACGGGAAUCACUCUCUCUCCCCCAGACACCCGUAUUCCAAUUGCGAGAGGGAAGGCACCCCCAAACAGACAGUUCUCCCACCCAAGGACCAACUUCCCAUUCUAGUGGUUUUGUGACAAAGAGUGAUCUGGAAGCCUUCGGUCAAAACUUGCUGAGUAAAAUUCUACAAGAACGAUCUGAUGCCAGGCCGGAACGACGACGCUUGGAACCAAACGCAGAGAAAUGAAACCAGAGGUACUGUCGUGCAGGAUUGCAGAGCAAUCUGGUUUAAUGGCAGAGCCACUGGAACCAACGAGCAAGUAGUGAGAAGUAAGAGGCCGGCCGGCAAGAAAGAAAGGCGUGACAGAGCUCAGCCUGAACCCAUGGUUGCGCUCAGCGCGUUACUCAAAAUCCCGAGAACUAAGUUCAGCUUACGAAUAACUAUGUCCAAUGUUGCGUUAAAAAAAUAAAAAAACAAAAAAAAAAAAACAAAAAAAAAUAAACAAAACAAAAAAAACAAAAAAAAAAAAAAAAAAUUCUUGCAUACCGUUUACAUUGUUUUAACCAAGUCAAUGAUCGAGGUCGAUCAUUUUUCCCCGGUGGAGGUAAUUGUCACGUAUGGAUGACGUUUAUGGUGGAGGCUGUGAAUUGUAGCGAAUUCAUGUAAACGUUUUUGUCCGUUUGCCCUUGUAUUCCGAGAAAAAGAAGUGUUCCAACGUCGGGACGGAGACAAGCGAGCGGACUUCUUU
Molecule: messenger RNA, 1519 nt
Organism: Daphnia magna
Lineage: Eukaryota; Metazoa; Arthropoda; Branchiopoda; Diplostraca; Daphniidae
Exons: 2
Coding region: 64-1017 (317 amino acids)
Source: RefSeq, a predicted model, not a curated record